AGCCCAUCCAGGCAGCACGGCUGGCUGAGCAGAGACAAGGUAAGCUCUGGAGAGGCCAGGCAGAGUGGAGGGGGGUGCAAUUUCUUAAGUCAUGGGAAUUAAGGCCAAUUGAGGCAGGGAUUUCACCUCCAAAUAGUGGUUUGAAACCACUGAAAUGGAAAUUGCUAGGAAAACAGUGGGCCUGAGUCGCAGAUCAGGAAGCACCGGGAAGAUGCAGGCCUGCAUGGUGCCGGGGCUGGCCCUCUGCCUCCUACUGGGGCCUCUUGCAGGGGCCAAGCCUGUGCAGGAGGAAGGAGACCCUUACGCGGAGCUGCCGGCCAUGCCCUACUGGCCUUUCUCCACCUCUGACUUCUGGAACUAUGUGCAGCACUUCCAGGCCCUGGGGGCCUACCCCCAGAUCGAGGACAUGGCCCGAACCUUCUUUGCCCACUUCCCCCUGGGGAGCACGCUGGGCUUCCACGUUCCCUAUCAGGAGGACUGAAUGGUGUCCAGCCUGGUGCCCGCCCACCCCGCCAGGCUGCACUCGGUCGGGCCUCCACAGGCAUGGAGUCCCCGCAAAAACCUGGCCCCUGCAGGAGUCAGGCCUGGUCUCACGCUCAAUAAACUCCGGACUGAAGAUGCACAA
Messenger RNA from Homo sapiens (human), 625 nucleotides. It is a transcript of the gene OTOS, whose product is annotated as otospiralin. Bases 155 to 481 code for a protein of 108 amino acids. Gene Ontology annotation, cellular component: extracellular region. The record is from RefSeq and is a predicted model, not a curated record. The transcript is spliced from 4 exons. Lineage: Eukaryota; Metazoa; Chordata; Mammalia; Primates; Hominidae. Gene Ontology annotation, biological process: sensory perception of sound.